This is a messenger RNA of Rotaria sp. Silwood2, 2022 nucleotides long. The record is from the annotation of a GenBank genome assembly. NCBI's taxonomy places the organism in Eukaryota, Metazoa, Rotifera, Eurotatoria, Philodinida, Philodinidae.
AUGGCUUCAAAUAGUUCUUCAAUUUCAAGUUCGUCAAUUGAAACUGUAAUUUCAAACUCUAGUUUGAAUCCACCAUCAAAUUAUAAUUCGGAUUCCGUUAAAUUACUAUUACAAACUGAUAAUAAAAAUUAUAAAGUUAUUUUAAAUGAUAGCAAACGCGCAUCAUCAGCAUGUUGGAAGACGAUGGGUAUGGGCUUUCCAGCAAAAAAGUUACAUGACAAAGAUGAAUUUAUUGCAAUUCCUGGCUUUGCAUCAUGCUCAAAAUGUUUUGAAACUUAUCGUUAUAUUGACUCAAGCACUACUCAUAUUAAGUCCCAUAAAUGUGGAACUUCAUUAUCUUUAAAUCAAUCGUCACUUAAUCAUUAUUUCCAAUCUAAACAACCUAUUUCUGGAUCAGUAGAACGUACAAUUCCAAUAACAAAAGCUCUUGCUAAAAGAAAAGAAAGAAUACGUGAAGUGUGUGCCAGAUGGAUUGCGCAUUCAAUGCGAUCAUUUCAGAUUGUUACUGAUCCAGGUUUCAAAGCUGUAAUCGAUGAAUGUCUGAAAAUUGGACAAGAAUUUCCUGCUGAUACGAACUUAUCUUCCAAUGAUAUUUUAAGUUGUGAUCGAACAAUCAAAAAUGAAAUAAGAAGAUUAGCAGCUAGUGAGAAACUACUACUUAAGGAUCGUUUAAAAGAAGCAGUAAAAUAUGGUGGACUUUGCAUAAGUCCUGAUAUUUGGUCUGAUAAAUAUCGCAAAAUUUCUUAUAUGGGUGCCACUGCACAUUUCGUCGACAAAACUUACAAAUAUCACUCCAUUGAUUUAUUUUGUAUUGAAUUUGUCGCUAAGAAGAAAAAUGGUGAAAGUAUAAUAAAGAUACUAACGGAAGAACUAAUAUCUUUUGGAUUAGAAAAUUACCUGUCUGAUAUAGUAUUUGUUACUGAUCGUGGCAGCAAUUUUGUCAAAGGACUGAACGGUUUUACAGUGUUAUUUUGUACUGCUCAUCGCUUUAACAACAUUCUUAAGCACACAUUUUAUCAAAAUGUUUCGAAAAAAAAGAAGAACGAUCAAAACGAAACAACAACAACAGCUAUUGAGCAAACACCAAACAAAACUACUACAACAAGAACCACAACUGUUGCGUCACCAGAGAUCGAUUCUGAGGUCGAAAUGACCGAUGAUGAAAAUGAUUUUGAUACGGAUGAAUCAGAAACAGAUGAUGAUACUGAUUAUUCUUCUAUCACGAUAUCCAAUUUAUCUUCUUGUGCAAAAGAAGUUUUAAAUACGAUUAAUCAUUGUAAAGCUUUGGUCAAUCUAGAUCGUAGUGUUCAGAUGGAGCAGGAACAAGAUUUCAGUCCAACAGCUGAUGAGAAUACAAAUAAAAAAACUUAUUCAAAGAUGACAACUCUACAUCAAAGCUCCGUCGUAAGAUGGCUGUCCUUAUACGAUCUGUUAUCAAGCAUCGAAAAAGCUUAUCAUCCUUUAAAACAAGUUUUAAUUGAAAGAAAAGAGUUAGCAAGGCUUGAGAGAAUCAAUAUGAAUAUUGUAGGUCAAUUAAUCAAAUUUCUUGACCCGUGGAAACGUAUUAUGAAUGAAAUUCAACUUAGUAAUUCACCAUCACUUUUUUUAACUUUACCGUGUAUUGGUUAUUUGCAACAAGAAGUUGUAAAACUUGAACGUACUAUGAGAGGCGGUGAGUUUUGCCGUUUACCACUUAUAUGUAUGCUUUUGAAUAAUCAAAAUCUUAUUUCUUGUCUAGGUAUGCGUUUCUUUGCCAAACGAUCGUUGCAUUUAUUAGAAACAAUGUUCCAAAUUGAAGAUCUUCAUGUUAUGGGUACAUUUUUACAUCCGAAUUAUAAACAAUUAAAAUACNACUCGCUUGUACAUGGUCAUGAUGAUUUUAAAGUGGCAUCGGACACAAUAAAAGCAGUUCUUUCACCUGAUUGCACUUAUGCAUGUGCUGGUAGCAAUGAUGGAUCAGUAUUUGUUUGGAAUACAACAACAGGCAAAAUUGAAAGAGUUCUCAAUAAAGAACAUUCGUAA